This is a messenger RNA of Calliphora vicina (urban bluebottle blowfly), 1561 nucleotides long. RefSeq names its product Seipin (gene Seipin). The record is from RefSeq and is a predicted model, not a curated record. Gene Ontology annotation, biological process: lipid droplet organization; lipid storage. NCBI's taxonomy places the organism in Eukaryota, Metazoa, Arthropoda, Insecta, Diptera, Calliphoridae. The transcript is spliced from 4 exons. Gene Ontology annotation, cellular component: endoplasmic reticulum membrane. Bases 338 to 1411 code for a protein of 357 amino acids.
CCUUGUAUGAAUUCGCCUUAUUUCUUAUGUUAUCAAAAGUUGUUGAUAAACAAAUUGCCUUUUGAUUUGAAAGCUUUAUCUAAUAAUGGUUCAUUAAUAAAAGCAAUUCCCAGCUAAUUUUUGGAUCUAUAUAGCUGAGGAAUUCCGUUUGCACCUUUAACUACAAGAACAACGUGCAAUUCUCGAUAACGCGCCCGGCAGACUGACCAACUGAUUACAAGUGAUGAUAAGAACUUCAGAACUCACAUAAUCACAUUGCAAAUGCGUACCGCAACUGCAGUAUUGUUUCUACUUUGUUUGAUUACUGGUGGUGGUGUUUAAACCGGCGUGCCACAUAAUGAAUAUUCUUUUCCGUUUUAUAGUAUUUUGUCUGGAUCCUUUGGGUCUUGGACGGCGCUUUUUCAUACGACCGGCGUAUAAUUUGAGUGUCGGUGUAUACGAUCGAUUGAGAGCAAAAACCGAUGAAAAGGUUGAGACAUUACGAGAAUUAGUUUUACGGUUGGGUCUUGUGGCCUUUGCGGCAGUAUUAAUAAUAUGGACUGCUGUCUUUAUGUAUGCAGCAUUUUACUAUUUUUAUAUGCCAGCCAUUUCUCAUACCCGUCCCGUACACAUGCAGUUCAAAACCUGCCUAGAUACUAGUGCUCCUUGUACUUUCCCCCAUGCUCAUGUAUCGUUAACUAAAAAACAACAACUUUUAAUGGUGGGUCAAGCUUAUCGUGUUAUUGUACAAAUUGAUAUGCCCGAAUCACCGCAAAAUCUUGAUCUAGGCAUGUUUAUGGUAUGUGGUGAAAUGCGUGAUCAUGAAUCCAUGUUAAGAGGACAUUCGUGUCGUUCCGCCAUGAUGCGAUAUCGUUCUCCAUUGAUACGCACUAUGUCCACUUGGGCCCUAAGUCCUUUGUUCGUGUUGGGUGUUAAGGAAGAAUUCCAACAGGUUCCAGUCGAAAUAUUCAGUCGUUACUUGGAACAAAAACAUCAUCCCAUAACCGAUGUCUAUGUUGAAAUACAGUCACAGAAAAUCCAAUAUUAUACGGUAUCUUUGCAUAUUGUUGCCGAAUUUACAGGACUACGUUAUGUAAUGUAUAACUAUCCUGUAAUAUCGGCCAUAGUUGCCGUUAGCACAAAUUUAUUUUUCUUAUUGGUUGUAUUUUUGCUCAGCUGGUAUCACUGGUCUGAUACCACAUGGUUGCGCAAUCUUCAGAAGAAAUUAAAUCGGUUCACCAGCACAUUACAACACUCGGCCAGCCGAGUUCUAAUGCCCUCAAAAAGUUCCACUAAUUUACAAGAUGAUGAUGAACUUAGUUUUCUUGACGAUGAGAAAUCUAAUGUUUCCGAUGAAAUUGAUGAUAUAAGUGGAACGACCAAAGGCGAAACUGCGCUCAGACAAAGAAAAUCAGAAAAGUCUAGUUUUUAAUUUAAGUAUAAUCUAAAAGAACUCCUUUUAUUUUUAACAAAAGGCUGAAACAAAUUGUAUCUUUUUAUGCAUACAUACACAUUUAUAGUAUUUGUAAGAAAUGAAAUCUUUUAUAUAGAAAUAUACGAGUAUAAGCAUUAAAUUUAAAAA